AUCUGCUGUCACUUUAAGUGAGCUUGCAUUUGUUCAUUUUGUUGAAUUUGCCUUUUUUGUAAAGAAACUGUGUUUUCUUAUUUCCUAAAGAUUGAAUUCUUUAGCUAAAAUUUAUCGUUGUAUAGGUGCUUUGAAGACAGAUCAGUAACAUAAACUUGUUUAUUUUAGAUCCAACAAUCAAAAUGACCACAAACGGUGAUAUUGGGUCCUUGGACGCCAGUGGAAAAAUAGUAAAAAUGGAAGUGGACUACAGCGCCACUUGUGAUGAGAAAAUCCCGCUAUGGAAGUCAUGGGCAGCCAGUGGCAAGGUUCAAGAAGCUAUUGACCAGCUACUGGCACUAGAAAAACAAACAAGAACAGGUGCAGACAUGACAUCGACUGCAAGAAUUUUGGUCGCCAUAGUACAGAUUUGCUAUGAAGCUAAAAACUGGUCAUCUCUCAAUGAUCAUAUUGUACUUCUCUCCAAAAGAAGGUCACAAUUGAAGCAGGCUGUUGUAAAAAUGGUGCAAGAGUGUUGCACUUAUGUAGACAAGACACCAGACAAAGAAACUAAAAUCAAGCUAAUCGAGACUCUAAGAACUAUUACAGAGGGUAAAAUUUAUGUUGAAGUAGAAAGAGCGAGGCUCACACAUAUCUUGGCUAAAAUUCGGGAAGAGGAAGAUAAUGUUGCGGAAGCAGCAAAGAUCAUUCAAGAGUUACAAGUAGAAACAUAUGGUUCCAUGGACAAAAGGGAGAAAGUGGAAUUGAUUUUGGAGCAAAUGAGACUAUGUUUGGCCAUCAAAGACUAUGUUCGUACUCAGAUUAUAUCCAAGAAAAUCAACACGAAAUUCUUUGAAGAUGACGAUACAAAAGAACUGAAAGAAAAGUUCUACAGGCUAAUGAUAGCAGUGGACCAACACAAUGGCCAGUACCUAUCAGUCUGCCGUCACUUUAGAGCGCUCGGGCCACUCGGUGGCUCAGAUGCUCUCAUUGGCAGUGUAGUGUUCCUCAUCCUGGCUCCAUAUGACAAUGAGCAGGCUGAUAUGACGCACAGACUGAAUGAGGAUAAGGAUUUGGAUAAAUUGCCUGAGUACAAGCAAUUAUUAGGUCUAUUCAUCAACCCAGAGAUCAUAAGAUGGAGUACCCUCUGCUCCACAUAUGAGAAGAUGUUGAGACUGACUCCCUUCUUCAAUCCCACUGAUGAGAAAGGGCAGGAACGCUGGAACGACCUUAAGAACAGAGUGGUUGAACAUAACAUCCGCAUAAUGUCGAUAUACUACACCCGCAUCACUCUGCAGCGCAUGAGCGAGCUGCUCGGGCUCAGCGUGACGGAGACGGAAGAAGCGUUGAGCCAACUCGUCGUCAGCGCAGUGGUGCGCGCCAAGAUCGACCGCCCCGCUGGUGUGGUGCACUUCAGAUUGAACAUGGACUCUUCAGACCGGUUGAAUGAAUGGUCGCGCAACCUGAACACAUUGAUGCAACUCGUCAACAAAACAACACACCUCAUCAACAAAGAGGAAUGCGUCCACAAACAUUUGCUAGCGACUGUCGAAUAGAUUUACUAUUUAGGAUCAUUUCAGACGUGCCACAUCCGCACCACAGCGACGAAAAUUGUUUUUUUUUUCGAUUCCAUCAGCCUGUAUGCGUCCACUGCUGGACAUAGGCCUUUCCAAGAGCGCGCCACCAAACACGGUCCUCCGCCUUCCUCAUCUACCCACUCGCAGCCACCUUCAGGUCAUCGGUCCAGCGGGCUGAAGGUCGUCGUGAAAAGUAUGAAAACGCGUAAUUCGUUUCUCACCACUUUCCCGCAGCACUCGUAUCACAGAAUAAUAAUUAUAAUAGAAAUUUCCCGAUACAGAAUGAUAACUUCGCAAGGACCUUUAAAUAAAUAGCAAUCUUUGUUCAGACUCAAUAAAGUGCAAUUCAGCUCGUACAGCGUAGCGUCCUAAAAUUUAAGAAACAUUAAGUAUCGCGUUAGCUUGUAUCUCUCUUACAAGAUAUACAUGGAGAGCCUCCUAGUGGGCGCGCCGCCGCUCAUCAUAAUCAACCCAUUGCCGGCCCAC
This is a messenger RNA of Maniola jurtina (meadow brown), 2042 nucleotides long. RefSeq names its product 26S proteasome non-ATPase regulatory subunit 12 (gene Rpn5). The transcript has 10 exons. The coding region runs from base 183 to 1535 and encodes 450 amino acids. Gene Ontology annotation, cellular component: proteasome regulatory particle, lid subcomplex; nuclear proteasome complex; cytoplasm. Lineage: Eukaryota; Metazoa; Arthropoda; Insecta; Lepidoptera; Nymphalidae. The record is from RefSeq and is a predicted model, not a curated record.